AUAAGGUAAGGUCAAAGGUGCGGCUGAAGAGUGAGGAUCCUUAACCUAAAUCAAAGGCUGAAACGCCAAUGAAAACUAGAAAGCCAACAACAUCAGCAGCAAGGGGAUCCUCUUCUUCUUCACCUCCUUCCCAAACUCUUCCUUUAUUUUCCAAUAUGCCCCGAAAAUCUUCUCUUUUCAAACACACCCUUAUUGCUACCGUCUUCUUCCUCCUCGCCAUCUAUGCCUUCUUCUCCACUUUCUUCCACACUCCUCUUCCCCCCUCCGAUUCCAACUCCGAUUCUUCUUCUUUCCUGCUCGACCUCGGUGGUGUUUCUUCCCAGGAAAAUCCCAUUCCUUUUCCCGAAAGAGUCAAGGUUUUUAUGUACGAUCUCCCCCACAAGUUCACCUACGGCAUCAUCCAGCAGCACUCCCUCGCACGUGGUGGAUCUCCCGUCCCUGAGAUCACCACCCUUAACUACCCGGGUCACCAGCACAUGCACGAGUGGUUCCUCUUCUCCGACCUCGCCCGGCCCCAAUCCGACCGCCUUGGGUCCCCCGUCGUUAAAGUUACUGACCCGGAGGAAGCCGACCUUUUCUACGUUCCCGCCUUUUCUUCCUUGAGCUUGAUUGUUAACGCGGGUCGUCCUCCUGGUUCCGCCUCGGGUUACAGCGAUGAAGAAAUGCAAGAACAGCUGGCGGAGUGGCUUACGGGGCAGGAGUAUUGGAAGAGGAAUAACGGGUGGGAUCACGUCAUUAUUGCUGGGGACCCCAAUGCGCUUUAUCGGGUCGUGGAUCGUGUCAAGAGUGCUGUUUUGCUAGUUUCCGAUUUUGGGCGGCUUCGGCCAGAUCAAGGGUCAUUGGUGAAGGAUGUCGUAAUCCCUUAUUCGCAUCGGAUCAGUACUUACACAGGAGAUUUUGGGGUGAAGGAUAGGACGACCUUGCUCUUUUUCAUGGGAAAUCGGUAUAGAAAAGAGGGAGGCAAAAUCCGUGAUUUGCUUUUCCAAAUACUUGAAAAUGAAGAGGAUGUUGUGAUAAAACACGGAACACAAUCCAGGGAGAAUCGAAGAGCUGCUUCACGGGGGAUGCACACAUCAAAGUUCUGUUUGAAUCCUGCUGGGGAUACUCCAUCAGCUUGCAGACUCUUUGAUUCUAUAGUUAGCUUGUGUGUCCCUGUGAUAGUCAGUGAUAGCAUUGAGUUGCCUUUUGAAGAUAUCAUAGACUACAAAAAGUUUUCAGUAUUUGUGGAAACUACAACUGCACUAAAACCAGGAUAUCUUGUUUCAUUGCUGAGAAAAGUACCUGAACAGAAAAUAAUUGAAUAUCAGAAAGCAAUGAAGGAGGUGAAGAGGUACUAUGACUAUACUCAUCCAAAUGGAACUGUUAAUGAAAUAUGGCGGCAAGUAUCGCAAAAGCUACCUCUGAUCAAACUUAUGAUUAAUAGAGACAAGCGGCUUGUUAAGAGGGAGUUGAGUGAACCCAAUUGCUCAUGUCUUUGUUCUAACCAGACAGGAAUCAUCGACUCCUUAGGAUAAACAUAAACUUUUGCUGACCCUUUGAAGUUCAUUUCAUACGUCAAAUGUCUGUCCAAGUUGGAAGAUUCGCUGGUGGAGCGUGCAGGCAGGCUUUUGAGGAAUAAUUUAUUAUAUUAUUACACCCAUUUGCCUUCGCCUUUAGGAUGUUUGUCUUCAGCUGCAGAGCUAUUGAAAUUUGCCUUUGCAUGAAGACUUUCUUGCAUACAUUGUUGUGGAAUAUGUUUGGAAUUUUAGUUAUAGUUUUAUUUGUAAUUUGAUUUGUACAUGUUAGAAAUACAGUACGUCUAUAUAUACAACAGCUAUGCUUAAUUCUUUUCCUACA
Messenger RNA from Gossypium raimondii (Peruvian cotton), 1836 nucleotides. Its product is annotated as probable arabinosyltransferase ARAD1. The record is from RefSeq and is a predicted model, not a curated record. The transcript is spliced from 3 exons. Gene Ontology annotation, molecular function: glycosyltransferase activity. The coding region runs from base 69 to 1514 and encodes 481 amino acids. NCBI's taxonomy places the organism in Eukaryota, Viridiplantae, Streptophyta, Magnoliopsida, Malvales, Malvaceae.